GUGAGGGGGCCGGUCCCCUCAGGCGGCGAUACCUCAAUGAGCUACGCGAAGAGACCAAUCGCGGGACAGCCUCGCAGGCCACGUGAUGAGAGACCUGGCGCAAGGAAAGGGGGUUUGGAGACCCCGCAGAGUCGAUGCGUCAGAUGUACGGGGACCCCCUAUGCACCGAACCCAAUACGUUCAUUCCCCAUAUGAUCGUCCUGGUUGGAACCCUCGGUUCUGCAUCAUCUCGGGGAACCAGCUUCUCAUGCUGGAUGAGGACGAGAUACACCCCCUUCUGAUCCGGGACCGGAGGAGCGAGUCCAGUCGCAACAAACUGCUGAGACGCACAGUCUCCGUGCCGGUGGAGGGGCGGCCCCACGGCGAGCAUGAAUACCACUUGGGUCGCUCGAGGAGGAAGAGCGUCCCAGGGGGGAAGCAGUACAGCAUGGAGGCCGCCCCCGCUGCACCCUUUCGGCCCUCGCAAGGCUUUCUGAGCCGGAGGCUAAAAAGCUCCAUCAAACGUACGAAGUCACAACCCAAACUUGACCGGACCAGCAGCUUUCGCCAGAUCCUGCCUCGCUUCCGAAGUGCUGACCAUGACCGGGCCCGGCUGAUGCAGAGCUUUAAGGAGUCGCACUCUCACGAGUCCUUGCUGAGUCCUAGCAGUGCGGCCGAGGCCUUGGAGCUCAACCUGGAUGAAGAUUCCAUUAUCAAGCCAGUGCACAGCUCCAUCCUGGGCCAGGAGUUCUGUUUUGAGGUAACAACAUCAUCAGGAACAAAAUGUUUUGCCUGUCGUUCUGCGGCCGAAAGGGACAAAUGGAUCGAGAAUCUACAGCGGGCAGUAAAACCCAACAAGGACAACAGCCGCCGGGUGGACAACGUGUUGAAGCUGUGGAUCAUAGAGGCACGGGAACUGCCCCCCAAGAAGCGGUACUAUUGCGAGCUCUGCCUGGAUGAUAUGCUGUAUGCACGCACCACCUCCAAGCCCCGCUCGGCCUCGGGGGACACCGUCUUCUGGGGCGAGCACUUCGAGUUCAACAACCUGCCAGCCGUCCGGGCCCUGCGGUUGCACCUGUACCGUGACUCAGACAAAAAGCGCAAGAAGGACAAGGCGGGCUAUGUCGGCCUGGUGACUGUGCCUGUGGCCACCCUGGCUGGGCGCCACUUCACAGAGCAGUGGUACCCCGUGACCCUGCCGACAGGCAGUGGGGGCUCCGGGGGUAUGGGGGGCUCGGGAGGGGGAGGGGGCUCAGGGGGUGGCUCAGGGGGCAAGGGCAAAGGAGGUUGCCCGGCUGUGCGGCUGAAAGCGCGUUACCAGACAAUGAGCAUCCUGCCCAUGGAGCUGUAUAAGGAGUUUGCAGAGUAUGUCACCAACCAUUAUCGGAUGCUGUGUGCGGUGUUGGAACCCGCCCUGAAUGUCAAGGGCAAGGAGGAGGUCGCCAGCGCGCUGGUUCACAUCCUGCAGAGUACGGGAAAGGCCAAGGACUUCCUUUCAGACAUGGCCAUGUCCGAGGUGGACCGGUUCAUGGAACGGGAGCACCUCAUAUUCCGCGAGAACACGCUCGCCACUAAAGCCAUAGAAGAGUACAUGAGACUGAUUGGUCAGAAAUACCUCAAGGAUGCCAUCGGGGAAUUCAUCCGUGCUCUGUAUGAAUCUGAGGAGAACUGUGAGGUGGACCCCAUCAAGUGCACGGCGUCCAGUCUGGCAGAGCACCAGGCCAACCUGCGGAUGUGCUGUGAGUUGGCCCUGUGCAAGGUGGUCAACUCCCAUUGCGUGUUCCCGAGGGAGCUGAAGGAGGUGUUUGCGUCUUGGCGGCUGCGCUGCGCAGAGAGGGGCCGGGAGGACAUCGCAGACCGGCUGAUCAGCGCCUCGCUCUUCCUGCGCUUCCUCUGCCCGGCCAUCAUGUCACCCAGUCUCUUUGGGCUCAUGCAGGAGUACCCAGAUGAGCAGACCUCGCGAACCCUCACCCUCAUCGCCAAGGUCAUCCAGAACCUGGCCAACUUUUCCAAGUUUACCUCAAAGGAGGACUUUCUGGGCUUCAUGAACGAGUUUCUGGAGCUGGAGUGGGGUUCCAUGCAGCAGUUCCUGUACGAGAUCUCCAACCUGGACACACUGACCAAUAGCAGUAGCUUUGAGGGUUACAUCGACCUGGGCCGAGAGCUCUCCACGCUGCACGCCCUGCUCUGGGAGGUGCUGCCCCAGCUCAGCAAGGAAGCCCUCCUGAAGCUGGGCCCACUGCCCCGGCUCCUCAACGACAUCAGCACAGCUCUGAGGAACCCCAACAUCCAACGGCAGCCAAGCCGUCAGAGCGAGCGGCCCCGGCCUCAGCCUGUGGUGCUGCGGGGCCCUUCGGCCGAGAUGCAGGGCUACGUGAUGCGGGACCUCAACAGCUCCAUCGACCUUCAGUCCUUCAUGGCUCGAGGCCUCAACAGCUCUAUGGACAUGGCUCGCCUCCCCUCCCCAACCAAGGAAAAGCCCCCCCCACCGCCGCCUGGUGGGGGGAAAGACCUGUUCUAUGUCAGCCGCCCACCCCUGGCCCGGUCCUCACCUGCGUACUGCACGAGCAGCUCGGACAUCACAGAACCGGAGCAGAAGAUGCUGAGUGUCAACAAGAGCGUCUCCAUGCUGGACCUGCAGGGUGACGGGCCCGGUGGCCGCCUCAACAGCAGCAGUGUGUCCAACCUGGCAGCCGUAGGGGACCUGCUGCACUCGAGCCAGGCCUCCCUGACUGCGGCGUUGGGGCUGCGGCCCGCACCUGCUGGCCGCCUCUCCCAGGGGAGCGGCUCAUCCAUCACGGCGGCCGGCAUGCGUCUCAGCCAGAUGGGCGUCACCACGGACGGUGUCCCUGCCCAGCAACUGCGCAUACCCCUCUCCUUCCAGAAUCCUCUCUUCCACAUGGCUGCUGAUGGGCCAGGCCCCCCAGGGGGCCACGGAGGGGGCGGAGGCCACGGUCCACCCUCCUCCCAUCACCACCAUCACCACCAUCACCACCACCGAGGUGGAGAGCCCCCAGGGGACACCUUCGCCCCAUUCCAUGGCUAUAGCAAGAGCGAAGACCUCUCCUCAGGGGUCCCCAAGCCCCCCGCUGCUUCCAUCCUCCACAGCCACAGCUACAGUGAUGAGUUUGGACCCUCUGGCACUGACUUCACCCGUCGGCAGCUCUCACUCCAGGACAACCUGCAGCACAUGCUGUCUCCUCCCCAGAUCACCAUUGGUCCCCAGAGGCCCGUUCCCCCAGGGCCUGGAGGUGGGAGCGGCGGUGGGGGCAGCGGCGGGGGUGGCGGGGGCCAGCCGCCUCCGUUGCAGAGGGGCAAGUCUCAGCAGUUGACAGUCAGCGCUGCCCAGAAACCCCGGCCGUCCAGCGGGAACCUGUUGCAGUCGCCGGAGCCAAGUUAUGGCCCUGCCCGUCCGCGGCAGCAGAGCCUCAGCAAAGAGGGCAGCAUUGGGGGCAGCGGGGGCAGCGGCGGCGGAGGGGGUGGGGGGCUCAAGCCCUCCAUCACCAAGCAGCAUUCUCAGACGCCAUCCACACUGAACCCCACGAUGCCAGCCUCCGAGCGAACGGUGGCCUGGGUCUCCAACAUGCCUCAUCUGUCAGCUGACAUCGAGAGCGCCCACAUCGAACGGGAAGAGUACAAGCUCAAGGAAUACUCGAAGUCCAUGGACGAGAGCCGGCUGGAUAGGGUGAAGGAGUAUGAGGAGGAGAUCCACUCACUGAAGGAGCGGCUGCACAUGUCCAACCGGAAGCUGGAAGAGUAUGAGCGGAGGCUGCUGUCCCAGGAAGAACAGACCAGCAAAAUCCUGAUGCAGUAUCAGGCCCGGCUGGAACAGAGCGAGAAGAGGCUAAGGCAGCAGCAGGCAGAGAAGGACUCACAGAUCAAGAGCAUCAUUGGCAGGCUGAUGCUGGUGGAGGAGGAGCUGCGCCGGGAGCACCCCGCCAUGGCUGAGCCGCUGCCCGAACCCAAGAAGAGGCUGCUCGACGCUCAGGAGAGGCAGCUUCCCCCCUUGGGUCCAACAAACCCGCGUGUGACGCUGGCCCCACCUUGGAACGGCCUGGCCCCCCCAGCCCCACCUCCCCCACCCCGGCUGCAGAUCACUGAGAACGGCGAGUUCCGAAACACCGCAGACCACUAGCCCACCUUGCAUCACAGACUUCCUUCUCCCUCCCUGUGCACCCCACCUUGGAACGGCACCAACCACCAGGACUGGACGUCGCCGAGGGACAGCGGGAUUGCCUCCCUGAAUGCCUCGCUGGGGGGCACCAGUCCCCCACCCCCACUGCACCAUUUCCAGGAGGGAGAGCAGGGACCCUCAGCUGCUCCCUUUUCCUUCCUGUUGGGGUGCUUCCCCCUGUGACCCCCAGGAACCCUUGCCCCAGGACACCACCUACCCCACACAGACCCCUUCACUCCGGGGUGCUAUCCCCAUCCUCUGCCUCAUCGUUCCCCUGAGCACUGGGGGACAGACCCUCACCCCACCGUGGGGGUGCGGCACCUCCAAACUUUCAACUUCAGGGUGAUUUUUUAGCAGUAACCAGAGCUGACAAUCUAACUCCCCUCCACCGCCCCAUUUUGGCCUCCCCUGUCCCCCUUGUUAUGGGGAGGGGACCCCAGGUGAGGGGGCCCUAUUACCCCUUGAUUUCUCAGGAGCGUCUGGGGGGGCUCAGCACGCACAAACUCCUUCUCCUCCUACCACUCUUAAAUUUACUCCCUCCCCACCCAGAACCCAG
Molecule: messenger RNA, 4709 nt
Organism: Lagenorhynchus albirostris (white-beaked dolphin)
Lineage: Eukaryota; Metazoa; Chordata; Mammalia; Artiodactyla; Delphinidae
Gene: SYNGAP1
Product: synaptic Ras GTPase activating protein 1
Exons: 19
Coding region: 86-4114 (1342 amino acids)
Biological process (GO): negative regulation of Ras protein signal transduction; regulation of GTPase activity
Source: RefSeq, a predicted model, not a curated record